Leptidea sinapis is the source of this 1056-nucleotide messenger RNA. RefSeq lists its product as uncharacterized. Gene Ontology annotation, molecular function: protein binding. The record is from RefSeq and is a predicted model, not a curated record. NCBI's taxonomy places the organism in Eukaryota, Metazoa, Arthropoda, Insecta, Lepidoptera, Pieridae. The coding region runs from base 212 to 1027 and encodes 271 amino acids. The transcript is spliced from 2 exons.
UUCAUAAUAUUAGCUCCCCUUGUCUAUUUUAUUAUUUGUUAUAGUUUUAGCUGUGUGUUGAUUAUAAUUAAUUGUGCCAGAUAAUUAAUUUGGUCGAUAUAAAGUGCGAUGAACUGUUAAGUUAUGUAGUGGGUUUAAAUCAGUAUUGUGUUUGACCUGUAGUACUACGUUUGUGUCAAGAUAUCUGUGUUGAUUCCGUUUGGAUACAAAAAUGUGGCCCUUAAUCUUCAUCCUCAUAACAUCAGCAUUAGCAGACAACUGUUCCCACAUCUUCAACGACAGAAACUACACAAAAUCAGCUAUUUUAACGAUCAAAGGUCUUCCCACCAACUUGGUAUACAACCCAAAGAGCAAAGACCUCCUGUUUACUCUGAUCGACCUAGAAACACUACAAAAUCAGGAAGUCCAAACUAAAAUGGAUCAGUACGUCCUUAGAUAUGGCGAGCCAAUUAAAAUUGAUAAUAUUAACGGCCAAUCAGCUGCUGUGGAUGUGAAAAACAAUAUAGUUUAUAUUGCAAGUGAUAACGGCUUGAAUAUACUAAACAAAACAGACAGGGCUAUCCAUAUUGGAUACAAAGAUGAUAUUGUUCAAAUAUUUAAACCACAGAAUUCAGAUGACAUAUAUGCCGUGCUGUUCCCAGACAAUGAAGUUUAUAAGCUUGAUUUAAUCAAUGAAGAAAAAGAAAGAAUAGAAAACAUCCCGUGUGCUUUUAUAAUAGCAAUAGAUGAUAAUGGAAAUAUAUUCUACGAAUGUGAGGCAAAAUACGUUAAAGUUUUACUGAAAGGUUUUCAGGAAUCUAUAGAAUUUGUUGGAUUGCCAAAGAACUCUGCAAGAGCUGUCUCUAUGGAUGACAAUAAUCGUGUAAUUUUAGCUUCCAAUGAUGGCUUAUACUGGUUGAAACCAGAUAACAUGAUUCCAAAGAAGUUGAUGGACUUAGAUUAUGUACCCGCUGGGAUAGCGUUUAAUGGAGAUAACUUUUACAUAUCUACAACAGAAAUGAUUUAUGAAUAUAAUCCAUGUAUUUAAGAAAUAAAAACUUUUUGAGGUGAUGAUAA